Messenger RNA from Labrus bergylta (ballan wrasse), 4745 nucleotides. Its product is annotated as dystroglycan 1. The record is from RefSeq and is a predicted model, not a curated record. Gene Ontology annotation, biological process: morphogenesis of an epithelium; axon guidance; nerve development. Gene Ontology annotation, molecular function: calcium ion binding; laminin binding. Gene Ontology annotation, cellular component: dystrophin-associated glycoprotein complex; basement membrane; sarcolemma. Lineage: Eukaryota; Metazoa; Chordata; Actinopteri; Labriformes; Labridae.
ACACAGAGGCAGCAAGGGAGGGGCUUUGCUACCCGACAUAAUUACAAUAUAGAGCGGUGAACUAUCCGUAGACUUACCACAGCAGAGAUUUAUCUGUUCCCUUGACUGUGCUCAGAUACCCCUACAUAUCUGUCCUCGGCGUGGAGGGAGAGAGAGAGAGAGAGCGAGAGAGAGAGGGGUGGGGGAAGAGGAAAGCGCAUGUUUUUAAUGGCAUUUUAUAAGUCUCCGCGGCGUUCUCCGGCUGCAAGAGGAGAGGAGACGAGGAGCUAAAAGCUAGCUCGCUAACAAGAGCUGGCUAUCAUGGCAGUCUAACAGGUUGCCACAGACCUCUUCAUGGAUCACAGAAGAAAACAAAGAGAAAUCACUGCAUCUGUGAGCAAAGCCAAUAACUAGGGGGUCUGAGCCACAAGCACAUCAUCAGACUGACUUCAGUGCAUGCGGCCUCUUAAGUUGUUCACAGUCAUCUGUUGGGCAGCCCAAAGGCCUCUUGCUAUGCACUAUAAAAGGAGAGACAUGAGCUGCGGCAAUGCUGGGAGGAGCAGGCUACUAUCAUGCAGGACUAUCCCACUGGUAAUAUGGCUUCUGGUUACCAUAGCCCAGGGGUCUGUUCCAGAACAGCAAGAGACAAUGAUGGAGAUGAUAUCUGUGGAACUAGAGGCUUCUAUGAAGUCCUCUGUGCUCUCUGAGCUUCAGGCUGCAGCAUCUUCGGUUGGUGAAGGUCCGCCAUCAGCUUCCCCUGAUUCCUCUGUAAAGAACGGGGGAGUACACACUGGCAUCCCUGACUCCUCUGCAAUCGUGGGACAGGUUUUUCAGUUAAAGGUUCCUGCAGGGCCUGCAAAUGCCACUUGUAAUGUCCAUCUCACCGAGAUGGGAAAGGAGACUUUACCCUCCUGGCUAUAUUGGGACAAAGAAAGUUGCAUUCUGAGAGGCAUGGCCCUGGAGCAGGAUAAAGGUGUAUAUCAUAUCAUGGUGUCUGGAGAAAACCUAAUUGAGGAGACUGCAGGCCAAGUGUUCCCCAGCACGGUCUUCUCCAUUGAAGUAUACCCAGAAGAACGUGCCGAUACUGAGCCAGCCCUGCUCACUCUACAGUCUGAUACAAGUGGCAUCCAGCCUUUCACCUGUGGCUCUGAGGAGCCUGUCACUGUUCUCACUGUCAUCUUGGAUGCUGACCUGACAAAAAUGGUUGCUGAGCAGAGGGUUAACUUACUUGGCAUUAUGAGAAAGUUUUCACAUGUACCCCUGGAACACAUGAGGGUGGUCCCUGUUGUCAACAACCGCUUAUUUGACAUGUCUGCUUUCAUGGCUGGACCAGGCAAUGCCAAGAAGGUAGUGGAGAAUGGGGCCCUACUCUCAUGGAAACUUGGCUGUGCUCUUGAUCAGGGCAAUAUCCCUGACAUUAGCAGUGUCCAAUCCUCAGCAAAGGAUGGGACCAUGUCAGCAAGGCUGGGAUAUCCAGUGGUCGGCUGGCACAUUGUCAACAAAAAACCACAUGGAGUGAAACGUGUCAGACGGCAGUUGUACAACACCCCUACUCCAGUGCCCUCCCUGCUGCCUCCAACAACUCACCCAGAGCCCCCUGUACGUGUUGUGCCCACCCCAACUUCGCCCUCUAUUGCCAUAGCAACAGAGAGCUCUGUUCCCCCCGUACGAGGUCCUUUGCCUCUUCCAGUGAAGCCAACUAUGAGGGUCAGAGAUCAGAUAGCACACACACCUGUGUUUGGACCUCCCCAACCAACAAGAGUUUUAGGAACCACGAGCACCAUCCCAAUUCAGCCUACCAUGACCCGGCCUACAAUCGUGGAGGCUACUGCUUUGCCGACACCACCAAGCACCACCAAAAGACCCAAACCCUCUGCCACAAGGAAACCCAAGAAGCCCAAAUCCUCCACCCCUGCUCCAAGAGAACCGAAGUCCACUACAGCUAAACCGCCAAGGCGCACCACUACUCUGUCAAUGACUCCUGACUUAAAUCAAAACCCAGAUAUCCGCAACCCCAUUGAUCAGGUGAAUGCAUGGGUUGGCACUUACUUUGAGGUCAAAAUUCCUCCCGAUACGUUCUUUGACAUGGAGGACGGUACCACUGAUAAGCUGCGUUUGACUCUGAAGAAGACCCCCAAAGAAGCAGUGAGUGAAACAUCCUGGAUCCAAUUCAACAGCACUAUCCAGCUAUUGUAUGGCCUCCCUGAGGAGCAGCAUGAGGGGAAACAUGAGUACUUCAUGUUAGCAACUGAUAAGGGUGGGAAGAGCAUCAUGGAUGCGUUUGAGGUUCAAGUAAACCGUUGGUCAUCCAAUGACAAACCCUCAGUUGUGUUUGCUGCUCGUUUCCAUGGUGACCCAAGUACUUUAAGCAAUGAUGUACAUAAGAAGAUUCUUUUGACUAAAAGGUUGGCUUAUGCCCUUGGUGAUCGCAACACUAGCACAGUAACACUGAGGAGCAUCAAGAGUGGCUCCAUUGUGGUGGAAUGGACCAACAACAGCCUCCAGCAGAGUCCUUGUCCAAAGGAGCAGAUCACAGUUCUAAGUAAUAGAAUCUCUGAUCACCAAGGGACACCUAAACUGGCUUUCAUCAAAGCCAUGGAGCCUGAUUUCAAACCCAUAAACAUCUCUGUUCGUGGCACCAAUAAAUGUCAGAGUUACACAUUCAUCCCACCAGGAGAGGUACCAAGCCCCGUUCUUCCUACAGCUUCACCGUCACCUGGAACAGGUCGUAGGAGCACUGACGAUGUUUACCUACACACUGUCAUUCCUGCUGUAGUGGUAGCAGCCCUGCUCCUCAUUGCCGGGAUCAUCGCUAUGGUCUGCUACCGCAAGAAGCGCAAAGGGAAAAUGACCAUAGAGGAGCAAGCCACUUUCAUCAAGAAAGGCGUUCCAAUUAUCUUUGCAGAUGAGCUAGAUGAUUCCAAGUCGCCCCCGUCCUCCAGCAUACCUCUUAUUCUUCAGGAGGAGAAGCCCCCACUCCCCCCUCCAGAGUACCCUAACAUGGCGGGCCCCCACAGCACCCUGCUGAACCAGGAUCUGCUUGAGGAGUAUUCUGUUUAUCAGGAUGAUGAUCCUAAUGCCCCUCCUUACCAGCCCCCACCACCAUUUACUGUCCCGAUAGAGGGUAAAGGAUCUCGCCCCAAGAACAUGACCUCAUACAGGUCACCACCUCCCUACGUGCCUCCCUAACGCACACUACAGCUUUCAGUUUGGAAAGCAGGUGCAAUGUAGGGAUGUUCUUGUUAAAAACUACAACAUGAGUAAUUUUACAUGUGUUCAAUGAAAUGGCUUGGACUUUGUAGAGGAGCAGGCAACCAUACCCAUAUAUUUGACCAUCAAGGAUAAGACACUAUAAUGUACAAUUCUACUACUGGCACAGGGCAAAUGGAUCGGGAACAGUUUAUAAUUCCUGCCCUUAUGUUUUUUUUUUCUCCUUCAGAUCUGCUUUUGACUUCUUGCAUAUUCUUUUCUGUCUGUUUUUGCCAAGAAGAGUCAAUUUUAACUUCAAUGACGUACUAUUUCUAUUGUAUAGAAAAUAAUAAAGAAGCAGGAAAGACUGAAGCCCACAGGGCCUUUGAACAGAUGUCACCAUGACAACAGACUUGAGGCUCUUCCUCACAAUGUUAAUCUUUAUGAGUUCGAUAUCACUCUGAUCUGUCCUUCGGCUAGGUUUACUAAGAUUUUGCACCUGUUAUUUCUAGAGGGAAUGAAAUACAAAAUGCCAAACUUGAAAGCAUGAAACACUUUUAUUUACACAAAAAUCUGUUUGUUUUAGUCAACUUUGAUCUCUCCCUGCUCCCUUCUAUGCUUUUCUCCCUCUUGACAAUAACAUGCAACCCUUGCACAUAUGCAAAUUCUUGUUAAACCUUGCACUACGUGUCUUGCGCAGAUUUGAACGCAGUAAGUGGUAGUUCAGUAAGGAGAAGAAAAAUGUCUUUUUUUGUAUCCUUCAGCUAACCACAUGACUGAGAUUCCUCUGGUACUUGAUCAUUAAGGACACUACACUGAUCACGCCUGUUGUAGAUGUAGCCUCAUUCAAAUCAAACAAGUAAUGAUUUUAUUUUCUUAAUGUGUGUGCCACUGAACCUGCCUGUGAGACGGAUGGUUUUUACUGUUGCCAAGGUGAUGUCUGUGGUCACAAGGCAAACCUUGUGCGGUUGCUACAACAAUAUUGUUGGAGCCAGUGGAAUGCUGUGAUUCACAGCGGGGUGAAAAUUAGUGGAUCCACUGUCUUAUUUUAGGUUGGUUUUGGUAGUCUGAGGGGUGGGUGGGCUUAGAGUACUGUAUUAUCACUGCUCUGCCUCUAGGUGUUGCACUGUUAUGUUUGGUGCACUUCCUGUUGUCAGUUCAGAUGAGGCAUGGGGACAUGGGGAUGUACAUAAUUGUGUGCCUGUGAAAUUAAACAACUCCAUAAUGUUAGUGUUUUAUCAGUAAACCUAGUCGGGGAAAGGGGGGGCAGAGUGGGAAAUACUUUUAUUUUUUAAUUGUAUGUCUAGAUUUAUGAUCACAAUCAUGAGAAAAAAUACUUUAUAGUUUGUGGGGGAACAAAAGAACGUUAACCUGCACAUCACAACAAAAAUAAUGCAUUAUCUGAAUAUGAUGGGGAAACCACAACAUGUGAAUUAUGUACAUUUCAUAUCGGAUAUCACAAUAAGAAAAAAAAAGGUUAAAAAUCUAAUGUUUUUACUGAGUUUUUGAUACAGUCUUAAACUUGUUUUAUGAAAAUAUAUUAAUAAAAUGUAAUACUAUUUGUAAAGCCUCAAAAA